AUGAAUGCUUUUGAAUAUUUCAUUGCGUGUGAAGUAUUCAAAGAGAUCUUAGAGUGUGUCCAGUAUUUACAUGAAUUGAAACCAUCGGUCAUUCAUCGGGAUCUCAAACCCGACAACAUAUUAAUUGAUCCCAACUAUAGGUCCAAUCGGUUUGUAAAACUGUGUGACUUUGGUUUAGCCACUGAUCACAACAUUGAUAGACAGACUGCCAGUGGAGACGAGCACUCAAUUGUGGGCACAACAAGAUAUAUGGCUCCCGAAGUGUGUAGCGGUAAAUACAGCCAUAAAUCGGACGUUUGGAGUCUCUAUGUUAUCGGUCAAGAGUUGUUUGGUAUCGAUCUUCAGACGUAA
Molecule: messenger RNA, 351 nt
Organism: Medioppia subpectinata
Lineage: Eukaryota; Metazoa; Arthropoda; Arachnida; Sarcoptiformes; Oppiidae
Source: the annotation of a GenBank genome assembly